GCUUGGACUACAGUAAUUGAAUUUUACAGGAUGUAAACAACUCCCAUGUAAACUUUCUUUCAGAUGUUGUAAAAGUUGUAUAGUAUCCUGAAAAGAGAGCGUAUAACUCGAAGAUGUUUCGAAGAAAAGGAACUGUAGAAGUAGAAGUUGCUCGGGAGAAUGAGGUAAAGAUUGGUAUAACACAAGAAUUGUCUACAGCGCUUAAGAUGGUGCAGAAAGAGAAUGUUGGAACAGAAGAUCAGACUGUUUAUAGCACAGACACAGCUAAUAAUGUAUGUAGCUGUAUUGAAGCUAUAUUUCUACAUGGACUCAAAUCUAAGGCAGUCACAAAGAUUGCCAGUUAUGUUGGUCUAGGACAGGAAGCAACUUCACAGCCAAGCCUGAACUUUUGGAAUUUUGUAUCUCGUUUUACACAUGGGGAAGUGAUAGCUCAACUAAAGCAUCUGGGACAAAUAACUACAGAGAUAGGACUUUGUCGGGCUUGGGUGCGUGUGGCUCUCAAUGAUGGCAUUAUGGAGAGCUAUAUUGAUGCCAUGGUAUCUGACACAAAAAAUCUGAAAUAUUUUUACGAGAGCACAGCUUUUUUGAGGGACAGAGAGCAGCCAGGCAUUUUGAAAUCUUACCUCCAAGGUUUGAUGAACUUUGAAUUCAAGUUGUCAUACAAUGCAAGUGUGUUGAAUGAAUGGUCAUAUGCCCCACUGUUGUUAGCAGGAAUCAUAAGUAGUAAGGAUGCUCCUCCUCCUGUCAUCAAACCAGCAGGACCAAAGCCUAAACCUUCAAAAUACAGUCAUCAAGAAAAAGAUUCUGAAACAGUUGUUGAAGUUAUACAAAAUAAAUCAAGGUCAGGUGAGAUUAGUAUCAACUUGGACAUCGGAGAUUCCCCAUAUAACCCUAUGGAACAGCCUAAAUUUGGACGCCCAUUUGAUUCCAGCUACUAUGUUUCAUCUUCAGAAUUUACUUCAAAAGAUGUUGAAGAGUUAAAAAGCAUAUCAAGGAAUGUGAAAAGGCCCAUGUCCGAUUGCUCCAGUUCUAGUCAUAUGUCUGCACCAGAUCUUCCUCACAUGAACCUUAGCCCUGCAGCUUACGUUGAAAAGUAUGGUCUGCAAACAGCGUCACCUUCUUCUUGCAAAACUCCUGAAAGUGAGGAAAUAUUAAGACAAGAGGAAAGUAUUAUUACUCAGAAAAUAGAUGAAACUAAUGCAGUAAACUAUACUGAUAGUGAAAACUUUGGUGAAGAAGAAAUUGAGAAAGAUUUCGCUUUAUCUAACUUUAAAGAGGAUAUGAAAGAAAAUAGCAUUACACAAAAUCAUGAUUUAGAAGAAAGUUCAGAAGAGUUCUAUAAAAGUCCAGUGAAGAAGUGUCAAAAUGAAAAACAUGUUUUUGGGAGACUUAAGAGAUUAGAUUCAAUAAACAGAGAAGCUAAAGAAGAAGCCAUUUUGAACAGUUAUUUAGAUACAGAAAUUAUUCCACAUACAGAACAGAUACCUGAAGAGCCAGACAAAUUAAAUAAGGUUGAUGUGAUAACUGUUGAAAAACUAGAGAGUUUGGCAGAUAAAAUUGCCAUUCCAGAAGAUGUUGCAAAUGUUACAGACAAAGGGGACAGUCCAAAUAAUGGUAUUGAUAAUGAUACAAAUAAUGACACUUUAAGUGAUGAUAUGAAUGGAAUGAGUACAGCAGAAACUAAUGAAUUACUGGAUGCAUCACAAAAAUUGCUUAAUGAGCUAGGAAUAGAAAACCAGUGUGAUAUUAAGGAUGUGAAGCCAGAAAUUACUGAAGAGAGAUACAGUGUGAAAGAAAUGUUGAAGUCUAAAAAUAAAACAAAGAAACAUUUAGAAUCUGAUAGAUUAAAACCACAGCUAAGCCUUAGUCCUCCAAAAUCUGACAUUGUUGUAGCAGACCUUUCUGAUGCUGUAGCAAUCAAAGUUGAUCAGAUAAGGACAUUGGAUAAUCCAGAAUAUUUAUCAAAGCAUCGUCUUUCCUUACCAAAUACAGCAAGUGUUAGUAAAACUGAUAAAUAUGAACCUAGAAAAUCCUUACCUGAUGUACUUGAAUAUAACAGUGAAAAUGAUGAAGAGGUAGAAUACAGUAUAGAGGAUCAUUUAUAUGAUGGUAUGCCACUAAAUGAAGGUACUGAUGGCUUGUCCAGGGUACCAGGUGUAUAUGACCAGACUAUAGAGGACAGAAGUGUGGGAAAAUUGGGAAGUAGGGAAGAAAUGGAAGAUGAAAAGAAAGUUUUUAAUCCACCAGAAGGUGCACUAAAAAGGCUGAAUGAUAAACGAAACAGUGUUGGUAACAACUUGAUGAUGACAGGAAGAGGCUGGUCAUCCUCGUUUGACAGUGAAGCUGGUGAUAUAUUGGAAGCAUUCUCCCAACCACAAACAACUAUGUCUAUGCCAAUAACUAGAGAGAAAUCUGAAAGUUUUGGUAGUCUUCUACAGAACUAUACUCCAGCUAGUUCACUGUCGCCGAAGUCUGUUGAUGAUAUCCUUAGUAACUUUCCAAGAAGAAAAGACACAGUGUACUCUCCACAGCACUGUAGCUCUCCACUAAAUCAGGGCACAGACCAGCUGGAAGGAUUUGAAGUAGUAACCAGUAAUUCUACAGAUCCUGAUCUUAAUGACAUGUCACAGUUUUCAAGUAUUGCCAAUGAGAAAGGACUAGAUGCUCAAAACUUUCAGUGUAAAGGCUGCUCACGUGCUAUUGGCCUCAGCUUGGCAUCAUGCAGGGAGUAAAAGAAACUAGAGGAAAUAUCCUCCUGGUUCCAGAUCUGACCAGGAUACCUUUUCACAAAAAGCUUGUACAAAUAGCAGAACAAAGGAAACUGUCUGGCAAAAAAGGGACAUCACAUAAGCUUAAGAGAGUGUUAGUAGAAGAAUACACAUCAGCCAAACAUACAAAACAAAGUAAACCAAAAACAAUUCUGAAGGCGAAACAAACAAAUAACUGAGACAAAUACGCGUAUCACAACAGUCAAACUGAUAUACUAAAAUGGAGAACUAUAGAAGAUUGUGAAUUCUUUUACCAACUACAUGUAUAUCCAGCUAAAAGUGUGCUUUGAUGGCCUCUUGAGGGCCAGUGACAGAUAAACUAUUUUAAGUGGUGAUGUUUUUUCAAUGUAAACACAUUUAUCAAAUUUUAUAUAUAAAAUAACAUUUAUCAUUUUCUAUCGAGAGAAACUACUACAUUAGAUUAAACCUACAAGUGUAUAAGUGGGACAAAUAAUAAAACACCUUUAAUCUAACAGGCCUUUUUCUGGUCAUUUUGGGAAUGCCAGCAACACCAGCACAAUUGGGAAAAAUUUAAAACCUCUGUAAUUUGUCUUAAUUGGGAAUAAGGCCAUAAUAAAUUUAUUCCUAGAUUAUCAUCCAAAUUUUGUUUAAAAAGGGGGUGGGGGGAGAAUUUUAUUUUUUAUUUUUAAAACAACUGUACGCAGGGGUUCCAUUUGACCCGGACUUGGGAUUUUAACUCUUGAAAUAAGCAAAAGUGUACAUACAGACUCCUAGGAUUUCAGCUGAAGGGUCCUUUUCAUCAACAUGAGAUUUAUUAUGUCUCCCCCCCCCAACUCUGCGGGAGACAUAUUGUUUUUUCCCUGUCCGUCCGUACGUCACACUUCAUUUCCGAGCAAUAACUGGAGAACCAUUUGACCUAGAACCUUCAAACUUCAUAGGUUGAUAGGGCUUAUGGAGGAGAUGACCCCUAUUGUUUUUGGGGUCACUCCAUCAAAGGUCAAGGUCACAGGGGCCUGAACAUGGAAAACCAUUUCCGAUCAAUAACUCGAGAACGACUUGACCCAGAAUGUUGAAACUUCAUAGGAUGAUUGGUCAUGCAAAGUAGAUGACCCUUAUUUGAUUUUGGGGUCACUCCAUCGAAGGUCAAGGUCACAGGGGCCUGAACAUUGAAAACCAUUUCCGGUCAGUAACUUGAGAACCACUUGACCCAGAAUGUUGAAACUUAAUAGAAUGAUUGGUCAUGCAGAGUAGAUGACCCCUAUCGAUUUUGGGGUCACUCUAUUAAAGGUCAAGGUCACAGGGGCCUGAACAUCGAAAACUGUUUCCGAUCAAUAACUUGAGAACCUUUCGACCCAGAAUGUUGAAACUUCAUAGGAUGAUUGUUCCUGCAGAGUAAAUGACCCCUAUUUGUUUUUGGGGUCACUCCUUUAAAGGUCAAGGUCACAGGGGCCUGAACGUUGAUAACCAUUUCCGAUCAAUAACUUGAGAACCUCUUGACCCAGAAUGUUGAAACUUCAUAGGAUGAUUGAACAUGCAGAGUAGAUUACCCCUAUUGAUUUUUGGGUCAGUCUAUUAAAGGUCAAGGUCACAGGGGCCUGGUCAUGUAAAAUCAUUUCCGGAAAAUAACUUGAGAACCACUUGACCUAGAAUGUUGAAACUUAAUAGGAUGAUUGGACAUGCAGAGUAGACGACCCCUAUUUAUUUUGGGGUCACUUGAUCAAAGGUCAGGGUCACAGGAGCCUGAACAGUGACUUGAGAACCACUAGGCCAAGAGUGUUGAAACUUAGUGGGAUGACUAGACAUGCCAAGUAGAUGAUCCCUAUUGCAGCCAACCAUCAGUGUCUCUUUGACUUUCGCUCCUGACCCCUUUUGACUUCUUGCCUAUAGCACUUUGCAUUGGGGGAGACAUGCGCUUUUUUACAAAAGCAAUUUCUAGUUUCAGUUUAAACUCACAAAAUCAAGCCUUAUAUAUCCAAAAUGACAGCUAUUUAUACAUAAAUCGAACCCCUGAGUACAAGUCAAGACAAACAGCAAAAACAGAAUAAAUUAAAAACAAACUUGCAUAGACUUUCUUUUUUACUCUCAUAUUACAUUUAUCAACAACUCAACAUUUUAUUUAGGAGCUGGAUCGACCUGCGUUUUUGAUGAACCAACUUUGUUUUCUCGAAAAUAAAACUAGUAAAAUAUU
This is a messenger RNA of Mercenaria mercenaria, 4917 nucleotides long. RefSeq lists its product as uncharacterized. NCBI's taxonomy places the organism in Eukaryota, Metazoa, Mollusca, Bivalvia, Venerida, Veneridae. Bases 114 to 2732 code for a protein of 872 amino acids. The transcript has 14 exons. The record is from RefSeq and is a predicted model, not a curated record.